AUGUCUAUGCCUGAAGAGACCCCUGUCGCCACCGACAUGCAAAUCACCGAUGGUGAGAUCCAGUCGAACUGGGAUGACGUGUGCGACAACUUUGACAAUAUGAACCUCGCUCCUGAGCUUCUCCGUGGUGUGUUCGCUUAUGGUUUUGAGCGUCCUUCGGCCAUUCAAUCGCGCGCGAUUGUUCCUGUGAUCAAGGGCCAUGAUGUGAUUGCCCAGGCUCAGUCGGGUACUGGUAAGACGGCUACUUUCUCAAUCGCUAUCUUGCAGCGUAUCGACCCAAACCUUAAGGCUGUUCAGGCUCUUGUACUGGCCCCCACUCGUGAACUGGCUCAACAGAUCCAGAAUGUCGUGGUGGCUCUCGGUGACUACAUGAACAUCCAGUGCCACGCCUGCAUUGGUGGCACUAACGUGCGUGAGGACAUGGCUCGCCUCGGUGACGGUGCCCAGGUGGUUGUCGGUACGCCUGGUCGUGUGUACGAUAUGAUUAAUCGUGGCGCUUUCCGUACGGACAAGCUCAAGAUGUUCUGUCUUGAUGAAGCCGACGAAAUGCUCUCUCGUGGUUUCAAGGACCAGAUGUACGAGGUGUUCCAGCUGUUGCCUCAGGACACUCAGGUCGUUCUGCUUUCUGCCACAAUGCCAGAGGACGUGCUGGCUGUGACGAAGAAGUUCAUGCGUGAUCCCGUUCGCAUCCUUGUCAAGCGUGAUGAGCUUACGCUGGAAGGUAUCAAGCAGUUCUACAUCGGUGUUGAAAAGGAAGAAUGGAAGUUUGAAACGCUGACCGACCUCUAUGAGACUGUUACGAUCACGCAGGCUGUGAUCUUCUGCAACACUCGCCGUAAGGUCGACUGGCUGACAGAGCAGCUCCACUCGCAGGAGUUUACGGUGUCAGCCAUGCACGGUGAUAUGGACCAACAACAACGUGAAGUGAUUAUGCGCGAGUUCCGUUCGGGCUCGUCGCGUGUGCUCAUCACGACCGAUCUUUUGGCGCGUGGUAUUGAUGUUCAGCAAGUCUCGCUUGUUAUCAACUAUGAUAUGCCUGCUAACCGCGAGAACUACAUUCAUCGUAUUGGUCGUGGCGGUCGUUUCGGCCGUAAGGGUGUCGCUAUCAACUUUGUCACGGAGGAUGAUGUCCGUAUGUUGCGCGACAUCGAGCAGUUCUACAACACCCAUAUCGAGGAAAUGCCCAUGAACGUGGCUGACCUCAUCUGA
This is a messenger RNA of Malassezia restricta, 1209 nucleotides long. RefSeq names its product translation initiation factor 4A. Bases 1 to 1209 code for a protein of 402 amino acids. The transcript is spliced from 3 exons. Lineage: Eukaryota; Fungi; Basidiomycota; Malasseziomycetes; Malasseziales; Malasseziaceae. The record is from RefSeq and is a predicted model, not a curated record. Gene Ontology annotation, molecular function: RNA binding; ATP binding; RNA helicase activity.